Torulaspora globosa is the source of this 1020-nucleotide messenger RNA. Its product is annotated as 6-phosphogluconolactonase. The transcript has a single exon. The coding region runs from base 1 to 1020 and encodes 339 amino acids. Gene Ontology annotation, molecular function: 6-phosphogluconolactonase activity. Gene Ontology annotation, biological process: pentose-phosphate shunt; carbohydrate metabolic process. Lineage: Eukaryota; Fungi; Ascomycota; Saccharomycetes; Saccharomycetales; Saccharomycetaceae. The record is from RefSeq and is a predicted model, not a curated record.
AUGGUUAAGGUCUCGCCAGAAUCCCAGGCUCUCGGCACAGUAUCAGGCAGCAGCAGCCACCAUUCAGAGGCCCUCCUGAUGGAUUUGACGGCGUUAGAGCAGUGUCUCGUUACCCGGUCGUCCACUAGGGCCGUGCUUAUCGGGCGUGGCAACUGGGAUAUAAAGAGCACUGCUCCAGCAGGACGGCCAGGCGCAGUGUUCAGCAGCUAUAUUGAUCGAUUGCAGGUGUUACUGAUGGUGGAGGUCUACAAGUACUCGGAGAAACAAGUGUUGGCUCGCAAAGUAGGCGAGUUUAUCGUGGAAUGCCAGGAGCGCGCCCUUGCGGCCGACGGCAACAGCACCUUCACCGUUGCGAUCAGCGGAGGCUCGCUCGUGAACGUUCUGAGAGCGAGCCUGGUCGACGACGACGAGCUGUCCGCCAAGGUGAAGUGGUCCAAGUGGCAGAUCUACUUCUGCGACGAGAGACUGGUGCCGCUCGACGACCCCCAGAGCAACUACGGAGCGUUCAAGACAGCGGUGCUGGACCCGCUCUCGCACCACGGCGACCAUCUGAACCUCGGGCCCACCGUCUACGCCAUCAACGAGGCGCUGGUCCAGCAGGGCUCGCACCAGAACGAGAAGAUCGCGGAGGAGUACGCGUCGCUGCUGCCGGCCGCGGGCUUCGACCUGCUGCUGCUCGGCUGCGGCCCCGACGGCCACACCUGCUCGCUGUUCCCGGGCGACGCCCACAGGUACCUGCUCGAAGAGACCUCCAAGACCGUCGCGUGGUGCCGCGACUCGCCCAAGCCACCCAGCGACAGGAUCACCUUCACGCUGCCCGUGAUCGCACGCUCCCGCAACAUCGCCUUCGUCGCAGAGGGCAGCUCCAAGCAGCAGAUCAUGCACAAGAUUUUCGACGACCGCAACGUCUCGCUCCCCACCGCGCUCAUCAACGCCUCCUACGGCGAGAAGGUGCGCUGGUACGUCGACGACGACGCCUUCGCCCGUGUCGCCGACAGCUCAGUGCUCGCCAAUCGCUAG